Molecule: messenger RNA, 3418 nt
Organism: Topomyia yanbarensis
Lineage: Eukaryota; Metazoa; Arthropoda; Insecta; Diptera; Culicidae
Gene: Mocs1
Product: molybdenum cofactor biosynthesis protein 1
Exons: 7
Coding region: 329-2263 (644 amino acids)
Biological process (GO): Mo-molybdopterin cofactor biosynthetic process
Molecular function (GO): metal ion binding; 4 iron, 4 sulfur cluster binding; GTP 3',8'-cyclase activity
Source: RefSeq, a predicted model, not a curated record
UGAUCUAGCAGUGCAGUGCGUUACCUCGCAUAGUAAAGUUCCUAUCAAUAUUUGUUGCGUCGUUAGAUCAGAUCAUUUUCAAUAAUCAGUCCCCCAACAAAUGAACCAUUUGUUCACAAGUAUUUUUGUUUAUUUAUUCACAAUGUGCUAGAGAGCAGAUAAGAAAAUGUGUCCAUCAGUAAAAAUAAGUAAAGCAACUGCGUAAUCGAACGUAAUUACAGGUGACACUCACCAACGAACUGUAGCUGGAUUCUGUACAGCAGAAAAUCAAAACAUCGUCAGCAUAAUCAUAAUUCCCGUCGAUUUACUUAUGUGAACAGGCUGUAUAAUGUUACGGAUUCCGCUCAACACAGUGGUAGCGGCACGAACGAUCGACCGUUUGCCGGAAAUAGCAAGAUUCUACUCACAUUUAACGUGCGCAAAUUCAUCGCCAAGUUUGAGGAAGAUACAGAAGACCGAUGUGAUUAAACAAAUUAUUCUCAGCCGGAAUUACUGCACAAUCGAAACUAAUAUCGACAGAAAGACCCUGUCGAGCGGAGACGACGUGCGCGCAGUCAGCAGCAGUGGGACGCAGCAGCAAGAAAAAAUCGGCAAAAAUAAAAACAACACCAGUAGAAGUAGCAGCAGCAGCAACAACAACAACAACACAAGCAGUAUUUCUAGCUCUCCUCUGACCGACCUGUUUGGCCGAUUUCACAGUUAUCUGAGAAUCUCGCUCACGGAAAGGUGUAAUCUACGCUGCAAGUAUUGUAUGCCCGCCGAGGGAGUACAGCUCACGCAAAAAGACAACUUACUCACAACGGAAGAAGUGCUUCGACUAGCCGGUUUAUUUGUGCAGCAAGGUGUUCGAAAAAUCCGUCUAACCGGUGGAGAACCGACGGUGCGAAAAGAUUUAACCGAAAUUGUGCAACGAUUGAAACUUAUUCCUUUGCUGGAAAGUGUUGGUAUUACGACAAACGGACUCAUGUUGACCCGUCAGCUAGUAGGCCUGCAGCGAGCCGGCCUCGAUGCACUAAAUAUUAGUUUGGACACGUUGAAAGCGGCCAAGUACGAACAGAUAACUCGGCGCAAAGGAUGGGAACGAGUAAUCGCUGGAAUAGAUUUGGCCAUCCAACUGGGCUACAAACCCAAGGUGAACUGCGUAUUAAUGAAGGGUUUUAACGAUGGUGAACUGUGUGACUUUGUUGCGAUGACCGAAGAUCGCGACAUUGAUAUCCGUUUUAUUGAGUAUAUGCCAUUCACCGGAAAUCGAUGGGACACCAGUACGAUGGUUCCAUUCCGCGAGGCUCUAGCCACGAUCCGAGCUCGCUACCCAGAUUUCGAGCCACUGGAAAAUGGUCCAAACGACACCUCAAAAGCAUACCGUGUCCCAGGUUUUCGGGGCCAAAUUGGCUUUAUCACCUCCAUGACGGAGCACUUCUGUGGCACUUGCAACCGGCUACGAAUAACAGCCGAUGGUAAUUUGAAAGUGUGCCUUUUUGGCAACACGGAAGUCUCGUUACGAGAUGCGCUGCGAGCCGGGUGUUCGGAGGACGAUUUACGCUGUUUGAUUUCUACAGCGGUCAAGCGAAAAAAGAAACAGCACGCAGAAAGUAUGCGUUUGCAUCACACAUACUCAUAUACACAUAAUUAUGAUACGUCGCGUUUAUACACGCACACGAUGGGGGUGCGCCACUAUGCCUCUCUCAGCCACGUGGACGAGCACACCGGAAAGGCAACCAUGGUCGACGUGGACGACAAGGUGUCUUCAAAGCGGGAAGCUAAAGCCCAAGCCACCAUCUAUGUGGGACCGAAGAUUUCUGCGCUGAUCGAAAGUAACGAACUGAAAAAGGGUGACGUACUCUCGAUUUCCCAAAUGGCUGGAAUAGUUGCUGCGAAAAAGACUUCCGACUUGGUCCCGCUGUGUCACAAUAUUCCACUGUCAUCGAUCAAGGUGGAAACCAGUCUAAAUGCUUCCACCCAUGAGGUACACAUCCUGACCAAGGUGAAAUGCGACGGGAAAACGGGUGUGGAGAUGGAGGCACUCACUGCCGCUUCCAUUGCGGCACUUACCGUGUACGAUAUGUGUAAAUCUGUUUCGCAUGAUAUCCUUAUCAAAAAUAUCAUGCUAGUAGAGAAAACUGGCGGUAAGAGUGAUUAUUUUAAGCCAGCGAACUGCCAACCCGCGAUGGAGCUCAUGACCGACGAGACCCCGAUUAUAGUUAGGCACUAUAAGACUGAUCCGAUUAAAAACGGUGAGGAAUUUGUUCCGCAGCACAUCUAGAGUGUCGCUUCCACUCUACCCAGAAGCCGGACAACGUGCCUUUUUAUAGGAAGCAUGAUUUUGAUUCCACUCGACCAUCUUUUAACCCAAGGAUUUGUUUGUUUUGCUUUUUUACGUCUAUAUUCUUGUCGAACACAACACUCGAAAACUUUAUUUCAUAAAAUGAUAUGAAUAUAAUCAAUGGAAACGUAUAAUUAAUCGUACGAUUGUCCCCAGUCAAGGGCCAUUUUGCUGCAGCCACGUGAAAUCGUUUGCAAACUGACUACCAACUCACCAUAAGCUUCGGACGCUAGACCUUUAUGUUUCGAGCUAUCAGCCAAUAUUUUCGGAUCCCGCAUCUCCGGGUUAACUCCAGUGAUCCAGCUCAUUGCAGCUGACCAUAUGUUGCUAAAUUUAGGCACCAACAGCGGUGCCCGCAGUGUGCGUUUCGUUCCGCCAAGCGGGCAAUGUAUUCUCGCGUAACCCCUGUUUGUUUCCACGUUCCAAACAUUGUUUCCAUACAAACUGAACACAAUCUGUGGCCAACCGUGCGGGUUGGUGGAUUUCAUCGUAAAUUCUAGAGGCAUAUUGAACACCACCAUCCGAUAGUCCCUCUCGGCCCUGGCACUUUGCGUAACUCCCGAUCGCAUGCCGGAUACCAGCUCCCAGUCAGGUCCUGCAACGAUAUCGUAACGGCAAAACAAACUGCUACCAUCUGGGCCCAUCGGGAAGUAAGCAGACUCCAGUUGUCCUGUUACGGCCAAAUGGAAGUAGCUUUCACUGUCUCCGACGGUGGAAGUUUCUUUCAUUUUUCCAAAACUGCGGACUUGUUUGGUCACAUUUCGUUUCUAAUGGUAACCGGACGCAUGCCUCUACGAUAGGAUAUUGAAUGCAAGAUUAGAUACAAGGAGCACGUGUUGAAUAGAAACUCAUACAUCAUCAUUCUUUUACUUUGAGAAAUAAAAAAAUAAGGUAAAAUUAUUUCGAGUGAGCUUAAAUCAGGCAUUUAUUGCGGGUGAAAUUUGCUUAUGCUAGGUUAGGAAUUUUGUACAAUCGAGUUUUGCGCGAUUGUUGGAAUUUCGGCUAAACACACACUAAUCACAUUUAUUAGCGAUAAGACAAUGAAAUUUAUGUUAAGUAUUUUAAUUUCUUUACGGGAUUAAAUUUGGAAAUGUA